Penicillium manginii is the source of this 231-nucleotide messenger RNA. RefSeq lists its product as uncharacterized. Lineage: Eukaryota; Fungi; Ascomycota; Eurotiomycetes; Eurotiales; Aspergillaceae. Bases 1 to 231 code for a protein of 76 amino acids. The transcript has 2 exons. The record is from RefSeq and is a predicted model, not a curated record.
AUGGAUAAAAAUGUGAAGAUUUUUGAAGAUGAUCCACGCAACCUGCCUAUUUUGGAAAGAAACCUGAGGGCCGAAGGAGCAAACUUAGCCAAGUUCCCUAGGAUGAGCAUGGCUGAGAGUUCGAGGCCAGAUGAAGAGGCGAGAAUUGAUAUAGAAAGGAUGGAGUUGGAGCCUAUUUGGAAGAAACAGAUGGAGGCUAGCCUCCGCAGUUGGAUAAUUAUAAAAACUUGA